GUAGUUCCUAAUUGUGUCUCUUAUCCUUUGACUUUUCAUUGUCUGUUCCAUGCUUACCUUUGUGAAUACAAUUAUAUUGUUUCGGUUUAGUCUUCUUUAUUUCAGUUGACUUCAAGUAGGAUUAGGUAAAAUACUGUCGGAUAAAGUCUUGUUGCGUAGUCAACAAGUUAAUACAGAGGGCAUGAGUGAGGCUUGUACUUGUUCUACGUCAACGAAGAAUAUAAAGACUAUUUCAAAAGUCAAAACAUUAGAGGAAAAUAGCUAAACCAAUCAUUCGGACCAAAACAAAUCCAACAUUGUUGUCGUGACGGGCAGAUCUUGUUGAUCUACCAAUCAGAUUUGUACUGUAUAAUGAACGACUUCUUCUGUUCGAUCUCUCUAUACACAGAGCUCAAGUGAUCCACCAUGUUAUUAGUAGAAAAGUUCUUCAUAUCAUGGUUAUCUUCAGGAGAGAUCUAAGCCAUCGGAUUGUAUUGUGUGUUUUAUUGCUGCUCUUCUCUUUCCAAUUUCUUUCUUGUGUAACUUGCCAGCAAGAGUCGGAAUUAGCAGGUCGCAAUGGUAAAACCAAAGUCACGGUGGAAUCGGUAAUAGGAAUCGUUUUGCUUUCGAUGUUCCUCUUAAGUAUGGUCGUUUGUUGCUUGCACUAUGGAUUCUUUAGUGAAGAGAAUGAGACGGGAGGCCAUGAAGUAUUGAACAGUAUAGUGAGGCGUGGGCUUGAAAAGGAUGUCAUUGAGUCCUUUCCGGCUUUUCUCUAUUCAGAGGUUAAAGGGCUCAAGGUAGGCAAAGGCGGAGUUGAAUGUGCAAUUUGUCUAAGCGAGUUUGAGGAUGUAGAGAUGCUACGAUGGAUGCCUCCUUGUAGCCACACUUUCCAUGCUAAUUGCAUCGAUGUGUGGCUCUCUUCUCGGUCCACAUGUCCGGUUUGCCGUGCAAAUUUGUCUCUAAAAUCCAGUCAGAGCUUUCCAUAUCCGAGCAUGGAUGUUGAAAUGGGAAAUGCACAGAGAAGUGUUGAAGAAUCCCCCAAUGAGAUAAGCAUGACAAAUAGAGUGACAGGGAUUAAUAACGCAAAUUAUGGAACACCUCGAUCAAGAUCCACAGGGUUAUUGUCGAGCUGGCGUGUGGUUGAGAUAUUUUUCCCUAGAUCUCAUUCGACCGGACAUUCACUGAUUCAACUAAGUGAGAAUCUAGAUCGGUUUACACUGCAGUUACCGGAGGAGGUACAAAGAGAAUUGGUUAGCCUGAAUCUGAUAAAGAGAGGCCAUGUAGCCUUACCUCAAGCCAGGAGUUCUAGGCAGGGCUACAGGAGUGGGAGUGUUGGGAGCCAGAGAACUGGUUUCUCACAAGGACGGCAAACACUCAGGCGGGCCAUAUCCACGUCCCUCUCUUUCUCCUUCCAAGCUGCUCCUAUUCAGUCAACACUUCGCAGGGACAAUGUAAUGCGAGAGACUUCCCAAGCUAAUGACAAAGAUUUUGGAGAACGGUCGUUCCAGCGCCUCAUACCAGAGAAAGUCUAA
This is a messenger RNA of Capsella rubella, 1511 nucleotides long. RefSeq names its product putative RING-H2 finger protein ATL37. The transcript has a single exon. NCBI's taxonomy places the organism in Eukaryota, Viridiplantae, Streptophyta, Magnoliopsida, Brassicales, Brassicaceae. The record is from RefSeq and is a predicted model, not a curated record. The coding region runs from base 435 to 1511 and encodes 358 amino acids.